AUGGUGGUCUUUGUCGAGGAAAUAACAAAUGGUGUUGAGUCAAUGAAGAAUGGUUGUGAUGAUGGAAAUUGCAGAAUGAGAAGAAGUCUGAGUUUCAAUGUUUGUGCAGCUACAGAUGGUGCUGUAGCUGAGAAGAAAUCAAGGAGAAAUGAUGAUCUGAGCAAGGAAUUGAAGCCUCGAGUUGAGCUAAGCCUGGAAACUGACAAAUGCCCUAUGUGUGACUAUGCUAGGGAGACGACAAAACAUCUUCUGAUGGACUGCUCGUAUGCCAGGGCUAUUUGGUUUGGAAUAGGUAGAGCUUACAGAAUAGGAAAUGAACAUAGCAUGCUUAGCUGGAUAAGAACUUGGUUUACAAACCCAUUAGACUGGGAGGAGGACAUGAUUGAUUGGGUAGCAGUGUGUGGCAUUGUUACUUGGAACAUAUGGAAGUCAAGAUGUGACACAGUGUUCUCGGAACACAAACUGUCGGUACCAGAUUUGAUCAAGAAAAUAGAAAAGGAGAUAACAGUGCACAAUGAAGCGUUCACCGGCAACAACAGGCAAGGAAUAGCAAAAAACAAGUCAAAACAACCAUGGACUCCACUGCAACAAGGAACAACAAAAAUCAAAUGUGAUGCUUCCUACAAAGAAGGGGAACUGGCAGUAGAACUGGGCUUCUUAGACAGAGAUCAUAAUGGGGUCUUUGGGACGGCACAAACAGUCUCAACAAUGGCUACAUCAGCUCUAAUGACGGAAAGUUUGGCAGCAAAGGAAGCGGCACGAUGGGCACUACAAAAAGGAUUGACAAGGAUAGUCUUGGAAGGGGAUAAACAAGAUAUAAAGGAAACAUGGAAGGGGGAAAUGUGA
Messenger RNA from Papaver somniferum (opium poppy), 846 nucleotides. RefSeq lists its product as uncharacterized. The record is from RefSeq and is a predicted model, not a curated record. Gene Ontology annotation, molecular function: nucleic acid binding; RNA-DNA hybrid ribonuclease activity. The transcript has 2 exons. Bases 1 to 846 code for a protein of 281 amino acids. NCBI's taxonomy places the organism in Eukaryota, Viridiplantae, Streptophyta, Magnoliopsida, Ranunculales, Papaveraceae.